UGCUUGGAUGCCACAAUGGCAUUUCCUACUAAUAGCCCAGUGUUCCCUUCUCGGCCAAGCCUCCCCCCCAAUCCAUUAAAGUGGAGAUACUACAUGGAGACUUCACUUGCGGCGCUUAAGCGAAAGAUGUGGGCUGGCCCGGCCACAUCGUCCGGCCCAUCCACGGCUCUUGGCCGACGAGAUCGCGAUCGGGAUCGAGAGAGAGGCGAUAGAGAGAGAAUGCUGCGGGUGUCGGAGGAAGAGGGGAACCGGAAGCGGGAGAGCUACGUGGAGAGCUACAGGCAGCUCGGCCGAUCCCUCCUCGAUCUCCAACGCGCCGCCGACCGCGUCUUCGACACCAUCUCGCGAAGGGCAGGAGAGGAACGAGAUAAGCUGACGGAGAUAUCUCGGAGGAUCCAGUUAGCCAAAGCUCAAAUAGAUGUGCUGUCUCGUUCUGAGCAAGCAUUGACGAUCAAGUCACCAUCCCGAUAUCCAUCCAGCUCUAUUCAAGAAGAGGACUUCCGACCCUUAUUUCCAUAUCAUGGUGGAGAUGCCGAUGAAGGGUCUUCGGUUGCAAAUUUGUUAGUGAAUGGAGGAUUGAAUAGGGAAUUUGGUGCAGAUGGAACACUUGAACUCUUUCAGUUUUUUUCUGAACAAAAUAUUGGAUACCCUUUAAAGGAGACUGAGGCAAAGGGUUAUCCAAGGCAAGACAUGUUCUUGGAGAAGAUUCUAGAAGCACCAAAAGAUUCUGAUGACAGCUUUCUAGCAUUUGAUAUCUUUACCCCUUUCUCCAAGCUGGAUACCAAAAAGGAUGACCUGCCACCCGUGCCACCAAGUCUGCUGAAAAAUUUUACGUUCCCUUCCGACUCGGCCGGUGUCACACUUGGAUCUAUUGAUCAUCCAGCAAAGAAUAUCUAGCUUCAGAUAUAUAGGAUGACUCUGAUGGUGUUGCUGCGACUUCCACGUCGGCGAUUAUUUAUGGGUAGCCAAUCAUUACAAUAACUCAUUUCACAAAUAUGUCCCUUAAAAAACAACAAUUUCGUACUUGCGAAGCUGUACAUAGUUUCACUUUUCACAUAAAACUAAUUGUGAGAAUGAUUGUGAAAGCAGUGCGUUGGUAAGUUUGUCCAAGGCUUUUGUAAGGAUUCUUUCUUGGUCCUUUGUAAACUCACUGACUGUCAUUGUCCUUUCUGUUUAAUUUGCAAAAUGCAUUUGAGAUGUUAUUUUUGGUA
Molecule: messenger RNA, 1211 nt
Organism: Musa acuminata AAA Group (dessert banana)
Lineage: Eukaryota; Viridiplantae; Streptophyta; Magnoliopsida; Zingiberales; Musaceae
Exons: 8
Coding region: 16-897 (293 amino acids)
Biological process (GO): endocytic recycling; Arp2/3 complex-mediated actin nucleation; retrograde transport, endosome to Golgi
Cellular component (GO): recycling endosome; WASH complex; early endosome
Molecular function (GO): gamma-tubulin binding; alpha-tubulin binding
Source: RefSeq, a predicted model, not a curated record